CUUACGAAAGACGUAUUCAGGCAUAAUGUUGGCGUCUAAUACGCUUGUUGCAACUUUUGUCCUGGUUUUGCUUAUUUCUUUUACAGAGAUCAGUCAAGGAAGUGAAAAUCAACCAAACAGCGUAAAUGAAGAUACCUUGAAGCUUUUUAGCGAAAACAAAUUCAGAAACAAGCGUGAUGAUGACGGUGGUAUUAGCUUAAAAUCAAUUUUACAAGUGGCCCAGCUUGUUCGCCAGGGCGUCAAUCCAUGUUUGCCUAACUCAAAGCACCAUCAUGAUAUCCCACUUCCACCAGGAGUUAUGUCUUCAGUUUGCAAGUACAUAACUUCGCAGUGGCCAUGGCUAUUGCCUGAAGCUGGACGGCCACCAAGGAAUGUGCAGUGUGGCACGAAAAAGGCCGGUUCCAGAAUUGUAGGGGGCACAGACGCCCAGCCAGGGUCUUGGCCAUGGCAAGUGUUAUUGGACAAUAAGGCGUUUAAGGGUCCUGUUUGGUGUGGAGGCUCCAUUCUUACCCCGUACUGGGUCGUUACCGCCGCUCACUGUUUCGAUUUUGGAAAAGAUCCCGCGACUUUUACUCUGACCGUAGGUGAACAUGAUCUUCGUAAAGCGGACGGAACCGAGCAAGUUAUCCCAAUUGACCAAAUCAUCAUACAUCCUAAAUAUAACCCGCCAGUGACUGGGCCCGACUAUGACGUGGCAUUGAUCAAAUUGAAGAAACCAAUCACGUUCAACAAUGACGUAAGACCUGUAUGUCUGCCCACCAAGGAUUUUCCUCCUGGAACUAAUUGCUAUGUCACUGGAUGGGGCGAUACACGGGAGCAGGGAAAUAUUGCACAGAUUUUGCAGCAAGCCCAAGUUCCUCUUGUACCACGUGACACUUGUCGGCUAGCAUACAGCGACCUCGGAUUGCCCGUUACGAAACGCAUGCGCUGUGCAGGUUUCUCUCAGGGAGGAGUUGAUGCAUGCCAAGGAGACAGUGGAGGUCCGCUGGUCUGUCCAAGAAAUAGCAAGUGGUAUCUUAUGGGUAUCGUCAGCUGGGGCGUUGGUUGUGCGCGUCCAAAUAGAUUCGGAGUGUAUUCUGACGUGUUGGCUCUUAAGUCCUGGGUGGAGGAAACAAUGAAUUCAAACCCAACUCCAUGAUUGUAGAAGGCAGUAAAGGGAUUGAAAUUGUCGGUUGAGGACUAGCUCAUGUUUCAUGGAAAAUAAAACAAUCACGGCAAAUUAACAAAAUAAUCUUGCUUAACGGUUAAUUAUUCGGGUAAAUCACGAUUUGGGUUACAUUUCACGAGAAAUCCGAUUAUAUUUAACGAUAAAAUAACUCCUAAAUAACUUAAUCCUUUAAGACUAAUGCAUUAUAUAUUAGUAAGAAUCAUGGAUUAGCUGAGUGCGUUCGAGUCAAUAAAGUUAAAAGCAUUGGA
Messenger RNA from Orbicella faveolata, 1416 nucleotides. Its product is annotated as chymotrypsinogen B-like. Gene Ontology annotation, biological process: proteolysis. NCBI's taxonomy places the organism in Eukaryota, Metazoa, Cnidaria, Anthozoa, Scleractinia, Merulinidae. The record is from RefSeq and is a predicted model, not a curated record. Gene Ontology annotation, molecular function: serine-type endopeptidase activity.